GCAAGUGCAACAUGAGCGACCCUUUAAUCACCCUGAGUAAACCCCGCAAGGCCCGUAUGCCAACCGGCGGGAUCUUACCGGGAAUGUCGCAUACAGAAGGAGGAAUAUCGCCGAGAAGGCAGACAGAGGAAAAUAACGUAGCACCAAGCAAGCAUUUAAGGCCACUUAAUAUUCACGCAAGAAAACCACACGAAAUCGGGAAGAGGGCAGCACCGUUUAAAAUCCACGAAGGUUGCACAGAAGAAGAGCUGCUCUUGAUCGAUGGUCUCCCCUCUCAUCCCAUGGGAUCUUCAGAAAAGAUAGCCCCCUCACUUCUAAGCAAGAUUGUCCAAGGGACAGGCCCUAGUGACUUUGACCUGCUGAGCACCACCAUGAGACGUAUUGGUGAGCUUGAGAGGAAAGUUCAGUUGCAGGAGAGAGAAAUUCAGCAUAAGGAUCAGGAGAUUGCUGUUCUUACAGAGAAGAUCAAGAAACUUCAGAAACACAAGACAGAACCUUCUAAUUUAGGAAAUCAAACAAAGGACCUUGAGAAAAAAUGUGAAGAACUGCAACAAAGAGUGAAGGAAAUGGAGCGUUUCCUUGGUGAUUAUGGCCUUAUCUGGGUUGGGGAGAAUAAUGUAUCCAAAGCCCCAGAGUUGGACCACAGGAUCCAUGACCCAGACUUCACUUCUAGUGCCUCUUUUAAGCCAGAUUUUGAUGUAAUUCUGGAGAAUCUUCGUGAUCUUAAUGUGCUUGGAGGGGAGGGGGAAUCUCAAAUUGUGUACCGAGAUGGGGGGGCACGUCUCAAAAACCCUGAAGCUAUACCACUUACACUAUACAGAAAUGGGAUCAUCAUGUUCCGGGGGCCUUUUCGAUCCUACCACGAUCCAUCCACACAGCAAUGUCUGAAGGACAUCAUGGAUGGAUUUUUCCCAUCAGAGCUGCAAAGUCACUUUCCUGAUGGAGUAACCUUCCAGGUCACUGACAAACGUGACAUGGUUUUUAGGGAACGGCAACCAUGGAAUGAAUUUCCAGGUCAUGGUCAAACUGUUGGGAGCAGUGAGGAGAAACUGCUGGAGACCACAGAUGUAGCAGGUCCACAGCUGACUGUGGAGCAAUUCUUGAACAAACUACCAAAGACUGUGGUGCGUGGAGGUCAGGUUUUGGAUAUACGCAAACCAAUCAGAGAUGUUUUGCAGGGGUCUGGAAAAGAUGAAAAACCACAAGAGAUUUUGGUGGAAUCCCCCAAAUUGUUCUCAACAGAAGAAAGGUCCCAGCAACAUGUAGCCAUUACCACUCUACGUAUCAAGUCUGAAAGUGGAAAUGAUACCUAUAAGGUUCGAAUGCUACCCACAGAGACUAUAGGGGAUCUGCGCAUCUUUUUGGCACAGUAUAGGUCUACUGCGCUCUCCUCAUAUGAUAUAGUUGGUCGGUUUCCUCACCGUGUCUAUGAUGAAGAUACCUGCACACUGCAGGAACUUGGACUCAUUCCCAAUGCCUCCUUGCUUCUACGGACAAAAACUGCAGAGAAAGUAAAGACGGAACAAAGGGAAGGACCCCAAGAUAACUAAGGCCAACUAUAAGGGACAGACUUUUGCAGAGCCAUAAGAAGAUUUGUGGAGUCAUUGAGAGACUUCAGUUUUGUAUACAAUUUUGUACAUUUGCUAUAAAAGAUGCAGAUUGAAUCCACCUACUUUAGCAUUAGAACACAAUAUUCUUUUUAGACAGUAAACUUUUUACCAGAGA
Molecule: messenger RNA, 1725 nt
Organism: Bombina bombina (fire-bellied toad)
Lineage: Eukaryota; Metazoa; Chordata; Amphibia; Anura; Bombinatoridae
Gene: UBXN11
Product: UBX domain protein 11
Exons: 14
Coding region: 12-1550 (512 amino acids)
Biological process (GO): proteasome-mediated ubiquitin-dependent protein catabolic process
Molecular function (GO): ubiquitin binding
Source: RefSeq, a predicted model, not a curated record